Messenger RNA from Penicillium alfredii, 645 nucleotides. RefSeq names its product Hsp70 nucleotide exchange factor FES1 (gene fes1). The record is from RefSeq and is a predicted model, not a curated record. The coding region runs from base 1 to 645 and encodes 214 amino acids. NCBI's taxonomy places the organism in Eukaryota, Fungi, Ascomycota, Eurotiomycetes, Eurotiales, Aspergillaceae. The transcript has 2 exons.
AUGGCUAUGGACCCUCAAAUGAACAAGCUCCUCAAAUGGAGUGUCCAGAACUCGCAAGCGUCGCAGUCUGAGGAUGCUGCUCCCAAUGCCUCGGAAGCCGCGCGCACCCUGACCCCGGACAUGAUCAACACUCUCUUCGGCGGCCCCUCCGAGGCCGACCUGAUGAAGGCGGCUAUGGAAGUGCUGCACUCGGACGAUUCGGACUUGGAGAACAAGUUGAUCGCAUUUGACAACUUUGAGCAACUGGUUGAGGGCAUUGAUAACGCGAACAACCUGGAGCCGCUGGGACUGUGGACGCCGCUUGUCCAACUGCUCCAGCACGAGGAGGCCGACAUUCGACGCAUGGCGGCAUGGUGUGUGGGGACUGCAGUGCAGAACAACGAGAAGGCCCAGGAUAAGCUUAUUGUGUUGAACGCCAUUCCCACCCUGGUGUCCGUGGCUACCACGGAUUUGAACCCGGCCACCCGCAAAAAGGCUGUGUACGCCCUCUCUUCGGCGGUGCGCAACUACCAGCCCACCAUGAACGAAUUGACGAAGCACCUCCCAGAGGGCUACUCGAGUGAAAAGACCGAUGCAGGCGACAUGGACGCCGUGGACGCCGUCAUGGACAAGCUGCGAUCCCAUCCGGUUGAAUCUUCCGCAUGA